Salmo salar (Atlantic salmon) is the source of this 1272-nucleotide messenger RNA. It is a transcript of the gene plscr3a, whose product is annotated as phospholipid scramblase 3a. Gene Ontology annotation, biological process: plasma membrane phospholipid scrambling. Gene Ontology annotation, molecular function: phospholipid scramblase activity. Gene Ontology annotation, cellular component: plasma membrane. The record is from RefSeq and is a predicted model, not a curated record. NCBI's taxonomy places the organism in Eukaryota, Metazoa, Chordata, Actinopteri, Salmoniformes, Salmonidae.
AUUUAGCACAUACAGAGAACAACACCAAUACAGAGAGCAACACCUUCAGAAGCUCUGCGCAACAGAUAGCAAGGAAUUUGGAUGCCGCUACUGAUCCUACCACGCCAUGGAAAAUAACUUUCGAUCAACAGGAGUGCCCCCUGGCCUGGAGUACCUAACACAGAUCGAUCAAAUCUUGAUCCAUCAGAAAGUGGAACUGCUGGAGGCCAUCACUUCCUUUGAGACUAAAAACCGGUACGUAAUCAAGAACAGUUUGGGACAGGAAAUCUACACGGCCAAGGAGGAUAGUGACUGCUGUACCCGGAACUGCUGCGGUCCCAACCGCAUGUUUGAGAUGAAGAUCAAAGACCACAGUGGCCAGGAGGUCAUGCACCUGGUCAAGCCCUUCCGCUGCACCUCCUGCUUCUGGCCCUGCUGCCUGCAAGAGAUGGAGGUCCAAUCCCCUCCUAGCACCACCAUAGGUUAUGUGGUUCAGAACUGGCAUCCCUUCAAGCCAAAACUGUCCAUCCUAGGAGCUGCCAAAGAGACUCUCCUGACGAUUGAAGGUCCUUUCUGUGCCUGUAGCUGCUGUGGAGAUGUUGAUUUUGAGGUGAUGGGUAAGGACAGUGACCAGCCCAUUGGGAGAAUAAGUAAGCAGUGGAGUGGGCUGAUAAAGGAGGCCUUCACUGACUCAGACAACUUUGGGAUCCAGUUCCCCAUUGACCUGGAUGUCAAGGUGAAGGCUGUGCUGAUGGGGGCCUGCAUCCUUAUUGAUUUCAUGUUCUUUGAACGCAGUGGUGACGGUGAUCAACGGUGUUCUGUAUUUGGAUGAGAGAGUUUUUGAUCAUGUACAAAUUACAUGAUACUAUAAUUGAUAUUGACAUGGCUAUUGGAUGUAUAUGAAUCACAUAACAUGACAUUUAAAACAAAACAAAUACGUGUUCUUUAUUAAGUCAAUAUAUUAAUCUGUAUUUUGAGGUUGUCUAAAUACCAUAUUCAAACAUUUGUAACACUGUGUGGGCUUUUUCAUUUGAAAAUAUUGAAAUGUCAUGUAAUAAUAUUGGGUCUCUCAUGUAAAGGAUGAAGCACAUUCUCAAAUAUAGCUGCGAGCAGCAAUGAAUGGGGUUCACUGGAUGACAGAAAGAACACAAGAUCAGUAGAAUAACAAAGCAAGCACUAUCAUGUAUGAAUGAUCAUCAUUUAUGUGCAAUCAGUAAAAGUAUUACCAUGUUUAUCUCUCAAUAACACAAGGAUAACAUAAUAAUAAAAAUAUUUUACAUUUGUAAAAAUCUA